ACAUUACCCAUGAGGCAGAGCUGCCGCCGCCGGAAGUGUAUUGCGGCCCGAGGGUUUGUGGGAAGUAGGGCCUUUCCUUUCCGUCGCUGGGCGCCAUCAGGUAGACAGACAUGGGUGCCUACAAGUACAUCCAGGAGCUGUGGAGGAAGAAGCAGUCGGACGUGAUGCGGUUCCUGCUGCGCGUGCGCUGCUGGCAGUACCGCCAGCUGUCGGCCUUGCACCGGGCCCCGCGCCCCACGCGCCCGGACAAAGCCCGCAGGCUGGGAUACAAGGCCAAGCAAGGUUACGUUAUUUACCGUGUCCGCGUUCGCCGUGGUGGCCGCAAACGCCCAGUCCCCAAAGGUGCAACCUACGGUAAACCCGUGCAUCAUGGUGUUAACCAGCUCAAGUUUGCCCGCAGUCUUCAGUCUGUAGCAGAGGAACGUGCUGGCCGUCACUGUGGGGCUCUGAGAGUCUUGAACUCGUAUUGGGUGGGCGAAGAUUCCACUUACAAGUUCUUUGAAGUGAUCCUGAUCGAUCCGUUCCAUAAGACCAUCAGGAGGAACCCCGACACCCAAUGGAUCACCAAGCCUGUCCACAAGCACAGAGAGAUGCGCGGGCUGACGUCAGCCGGGCGCAAGAGCCGCGGGCUUGGCAAGGGCCACAAAUUCCACCACACCAUCGGUGGCUCGCGCCGCGCGGCCUGGAGAAGGCGCAACACCCUGCAGCUGCACCGCUACCGCUAAUCCUUGUAAACGUGGCCAUCCAAUAAAGAUCAUGCAGGUUGUUCAAUUUAA
Molecule: messenger RNA, 776 nt
Organism: Haemorhous mexicanus (house finch)
Lineage: Eukaryota; Metazoa; Chordata; Aves; Passeriformes; Fringillidae
Gene: RPL15
Product: ribosomal protein L15
Exons: 4
Coding region: 111-725 (204 amino acids)
Biological process (GO): cytoplasmic translation
Cellular component (GO): cytosolic large ribosomal subunit; ribosome
Molecular function (GO): structural constituent of ribosome; RNA binding
Source: RefSeq, a predicted model, not a curated record